Molecule: messenger RNA, 2571 nt
Organism: Trichosurus vulpecula (common brushtail)
Lineage: Eukaryota; Metazoa; Chordata; Mammalia; Diprotodontia; Phalangeridae
Gene: FASTKD2
Product: FAST kinase domains 2
Exons: 13
Coding region: 207-2309 (700 amino acids)
Biological process (GO): regulation of mitochondrial mRNA stability; mitochondrial RNA processing
Cellular component (GO): ribonucleoprotein granule; mitochondrial matrix
Molecular function (GO): RNA binding
Source: RefSeq, a predicted model, not a curated record
GCGAUACUCGCCAUGCGGCAAGAGGAAGUGUCAUGGUGGCCUCCAGGAUUUCCUUGCUCAACACUCUAAGCAACCUCUGAAGAUGGUCUGUUAUGACAGGAGAAGUUGCUGCCCCAAUAGAGGGAAAACAGUGGACCUCUUCUGGUUUGGCUGGUAGAAGUUAUGGCUGUUGGUGGUUUUUACAGGAAUCUUAAAGCAAUAGCAAAAUGAAUAAAAAAACAAGUUCCUUUUUAUGGAACCUCAGACAGUUGAAUCUAAACAUUUGUCCAUUUGGUUCCUCAAGUAUUAGAAGAAUGAUGAAGGGAGACCAUUUGGAGCUUCAGAAACCAAAAAUUACCUACCAAAAUAGCAUAUUAAAAAAUCUUCUUCUCCUUCAGUCUCUUCAAAAACCUCUAUUAUCUGUUAGAUUUUUCUGUCAAGGUGUGUUAGUUUUUCAGUUGGAAGGCAGUGAAAUCCAGAAAAGAAGACUGAACACAUUAACAUCAGCUUCAGUUGGCAAGCUCCUCUACCCUAGACAACUGUCUUCUGACUCCCAAUGCUUUUUCAUGUCAGACACAACACCUCACCUUGCUGUUGAUGGGCCAAAGAAAAUGAUGGUUCCUCUUGAACAUGAUCUCUCUCAAAAGGAAAAGCAGCUAGACUUUGUCAAACACAGGCACCUCAUUAAGCAUUGUAAUUCCAUGAGUGAUGUAUUGGACAUAUUUUCAAAGUUUCCUAGGUUUUCUAGCUGUAACUAUUUCAUAAGUAUGUGGAAAAUUGCUAAAAAUAUGUCUGAAGACCAGAAGCGUUUUGAAAGACAGUUGCUUUAUGAACAUCCUGCUUUUAAUCAGCUCUGUGACCAAGUAAUGAAAGAAGCCAAGACUGUAAAGCUUCAACAGGUGAUAUUCACUCUGUAUGCUUUGAUCAAGAUCGGAAUCCCGCAGAACACUUAUCUAGUUCAGGUCUUGCUGAGGGUAGUGCAGGAACGUAUCAAUGAGUGUGAUGAGACAUGUCUUUCAGUUUUAUCACGUACCUUGGAAGCCAUGGGGAAAAGCAAAAAUGUGGAUGCUCUUCGUGCAGGAUUGCGGCUGUUAGUUGAUAAGCAAAUUUGGACACUAGAACACAUCUUGACUCUACAAACCAUGAUGAAAUGUAUUGGAAAAGAUGCCCCAUACCCUCUUAAAAAGAAAAUAGAGAUAAAAGCCUUGAAAGAAUUAGAUAAAUUUUCUCCUGUAAAUAGCCAGCACAUGUUUGGUGCCCUGGCUGCCCUGAACCACCGUUCUGUCAUACUCCUGAAUGAAUGCAGUAAAAUGGUUGCUGCUGAUAUCCAUGGAUGUCCUUUUUGGAUGCUAAUGAGUAUCCUGCAGUCCUGCAGAGAUCUCCAGUACCAAAACUUGGAUCUCUUUACAGCAAUUGCUGACUAUGUAACUACAACUUUUGACAUGUGGAAAAUGAAACAAGUUCUUGCUCUUCUACUUGUUUUUGAGUCCUUGAGAUUUAGACAUAUUGGUUUGAUGAACUUGUUUCUUAAAAGAGUGGUGGACAUAUCUCAAUCUCUAAAUCAGAAAGAAAUUUUAUGUAUUCUUCAUAUAUAUUCCUCUCUUAACCACAUCUGUGACUCUGAGAACCAACAGUUCUUAGAGGCUAUCACAAGUGCUUUGAAUACUUAUCUUCCAAAAAUGUCAUCGUUCAGCUUGUUGAAGGCAGUGUACUGCUUUUGUGUGUUGAAUCAUUUCCCCCAGGAGCCUUUUAAUCAACUUUUCCAAGAGAAUAUCAUCAAUGAGUUGCUGACGUCAGGUACUGAAAGUGAGAGGACUGAGUAUAUGCUCCAUCAGGUGAAUGCUUGCUUGGAACUUGAAGGCACCUCAGUCCUUAAGUCCACAGCUAUAACAUUGAGGGAAUGCUCUUCAGCCCCAUUUCGUUCACAUGUAGACAUUGAAGAAAUGUUGUUAAACCUUUUGGAAAAUAAGAGACUAUUUUUAAAAAAUGUACAGCUGCCACAUAAUUAUUUUGUUGAUUUUGAAUUGAGAAUGGAUUCUAAGAGAAGCAAAGUAUUUCCAGUAUCUGAAGCAGAUGCGUUCAUAGCUGAACCGGAUAUUAUCAGAGUGGCUUUGCUCUGUGUUUCUAGAUCUGCUUUCUGUUUUGGCACCACUCACCCCAGAGGAGGGCUGGGAAUAAAGAUGCGUCACUUAAAAGCCCUGGGUUUUCAUGUGAUCUUGGUCAAUACCUGGGAGAUUAAGAAAUUGGAUAUGAGCCUUGCAGUCACGUUUCUGAAGAACAAAAUCUUCUCACAAGAAGCUUUCCCCACUGCUCCUGGAUUUGCAGCAUAAGAUGUUAAAAUAAAAGGAAGAUUUCAUGGGGAAUGAGUUUCCAUUAUGAAAAGGAACACAUGGAUGGAUUGUAGUAUUUACUAAAGCCUGACUUUUGUUCCUAAAUCUACUGCCAAAGGAGAGUUUUCUGGAUAGCUCACUGAAACAGAUGAUAUAAUUAGAAGUGUGCACCGCUAAGAAUUACCAUAUCAAACUGGAAGAAUUUUAGCUAAGGAAUUUUCUUUUAAUUAAUUUAAAUAAAAAUUUCAAAGCAGAUAAAAUA